Messenger RNA from Mus musculus (house mouse), 1843 nucleotides. RefSeq names its product COP9 signalosome subunit 8 (gene Cops8). The coding region runs from base 126 to 755 and encodes 209 amino acids. Lineage: Eukaryota; Metazoa; Chordata; Mammalia; Rodentia; Muridae. The record is from RefSeq and is marked validated. Gene Ontology annotation, cellular component: COP9 signalosome; nucleus; cytoplasm. Gene Ontology annotation, biological process: negative regulation of cell population proliferation; COP9 signalosome assembly; protein deneddylation. The transcript is spliced from 8 exons.
GUGACGACACGCUCGCCCAUGCGUACUGAGAGGCAGCUCCUUUACCUCAUCGCGGGCGCGACGCCCCGAGGGCCAGCUUGUGCUUUGGUCUGGCAGAGGUGGUGGCGGCGAGAGCGGCCGGGAAGAUGCCAGUGGCGGUGAUGGCGGACAACGCCUUCAGUUUCAGAAAGCUGUUGGAUCAGUGCGAGAACCAGGAACUCGAGGCUCCUGGAGGAAUUGCCACACCGCCAGUGUACGGUCAGCUUCUAGCUUUGUACUUGCUCCAGAACGACAUGAAUAAUGCAAGAUAUCUGUGGAAGAGGAUACCACCUGCUAUAAAGUCUGCAAAUUCUGAACUUGGGGGAAUUUGGUCAGUUGGACAGCGAAUCUGGCAAAGAGAUUUCCCUGGGAUCUAUACAACCAUCAACGCCCACCAGUGGUCAGAGACUGUGCAGCCAAUCAUGGAAGCCCUUAGAGAUGCAACAAGGAGACGCGCCUUUGCCCUGGUCUCUCAAGCUUAUACCUCCAUCAUCGCAGAUGAUUUUGCAGCGUUUGUUGGACUUCCUGUGGAAGAGGCUGUGAAAGGCGUGUUGGAACAAGGAUGGCAGGCCGACUCCACCACAAGAAUGGUUCUUCCCAGGAAGCCAGCCUCAGGAACCCUGGAUGUCUCCUUGAACAGGUUUAUCCCCUUAUCAGAGCCUGCCCCAGUUCCGCCAAUCCCCAAUGAGCAGCAGCUCGCCCGGCUCACCGAUUAUGUGGCUUUCCUGGAAAACUGAUUGACCACUCUGAGUUCAAGAUCCACCUUCAGUCCCUGUCACUGGCAAACAGACAUGGAGUUUUAUUCUGAGUUCAGAACAGGGUGAGCACCUCUGUGUCCUUUGGGUGUGAUAAAAUGCACAUAGAAGAUGAAGCGCAUUGUACAGUUUUCUCCUCAGGCACUUUUGAAUGUCCUUGGAGCAGUUUUCAUUUGUAUUGAUCACUUUGGUUAGAGCCAUCAGUAUUACACAUCGAGUUUCUGUCAAGGACUGGACUCCGAACACAAGCUGUCCUGCUUCAAGUAGCAGAGGGUGCUGUAGCAUACACCACGCUCCUGUGUGCCGCUGGCCUCUAGCUGAAAUGAUGUGCUUGGGAUUUGAGGAGGACUGUCCCAGGUGGUGCCCUCCCCACAUUGUCACUCACGCUCUGGAGAGUGUGCUCUUCCUCCUAUCCCAGAACAAGGAAGCAGUGAUGUAGCAUCAGAAAGCUGCGUGGUGGCGGACCCUGGAGGGGAGCUUGUCAAUGCUCCAUUUGUUUUCCCAGUGUGUGCAAGCAUCCAUUGCGUGAGACAGACAGUCUGCAGUGAGAACUCAACUUAGGUGUUCUCGGGGAAACUCCAAGUUCUGAUGCCUCCUUAGAGAAGAAGGGAGGGAGCAGAGUGCAGUGUGUGCUGUGCUGAAGGAGCUCCUGACCUGAGAGAUGGACUGCAGCCCUCCUGCCUGCUGCGCAUCCAGAUCCUGAGGAGAAAUGCCGAAUGCAUCUAUUUUUGUUCUUGUAUGGCAGCCCUUGAAGAUUUGAGGUGGUUAAUGUAUCUUCAGGUUAAAACGGCCCUAGUUCAUUUAUUCUGCAUUUGUUCAAUAAAUAUUUAAUUGAAUUCGUAAACUUUCAUCUAAAGCUGGCUCUAGAAAUUUCAUAUCUUGGUCUUAACUGUGGGCACAUUAUAAGUUUGUCCUUUUCUCAAAAAAUACUUAAAGUUUAAAAACUUUUCUCCUUUUUAUUUUUUGGGAAUUUUAUACACGCUUAUAACCUGUUUAGAUCAAAUUCACUCUCCUUUUCCUCUGACCCCCUCCCCUAGAAUUUAAUUAAAAAGAAACUGUCUUACCUCUGA